AACGUACCUAUUCUUGACCGCGAGCUCUUCUCGUCUCUUUCUGUGGGUGAGGGAAUCCCUUACACGUCAUAUUGCUUAGAUACCGAAAACAAAAACAGUGCUUUUAGACCAUAUAUGGGCAUCUACGUCAGCGGAACACCAGUAAGAGGAGGAGCCAGGACUCCCUACUUUACAAUGCGUUCUCAGGCUUCAUUCACAAGAGCGCUUCGCUGCUGCCGAAACACCGCACACUUUCUACUCCCGUUUGUAAUAAACACAUGCCGGAUUAUUUUAUGGAUUUAUAAAUGCACAUUUCACGGAUUGUACCAAGACCUGGGAAGUGUUAUCCAAGGAGAGAUUGGAAUUUAGAGGUUUCCUCCAGCAGGGAACUGGAUUGAUGUCUUAAUGCAACUAUUUUGGAAAGAGACCAAGGGCAUCUUCACGAAGACUCCAAAUAAAACUGGUUACGGUGACUACCCGUUCUCGCCGGGCACACUAGGUGUUUCGGCUUCUUUCGGCUCCACCGGGGAGAUGUAUCAGGGGUUCCCCGGAGACCCCGACACCGGCUCCCGUGGAAGCUCAUCUCCUUCUCUUGAAUCUCAGUACCUGUCUUCCGUGGAAUCCUUCGGGAGUCCGCCCACCACCAGCGCACCGCAAGAGUGUGUAUCAGCCACUGGCGGGGUAGCGGUGGGUGGAGGGUCGACCGGCACCGGCACCGGGACAGGGGUGGACAUGCCCAGCUCAUUUGUACCCACAGUGACGGCCAUCACCACCAGCCAGGAUCUGCAGUGGAUGGUGCAGCCCACUCUCAUCUCCUCCGUGGCCCCGGGGCAAAGCGGCUCGGGCUCCAGCACCAUGACACAGCCUGUCGCCCUGGACCCUUACGACCUGCCAGGCCCGAGCUUUUCAUCCCCGGGAAGCUUCACCCCACCAAGUUCGGAUACUCCAGGCCCGGUGCGACAGUCUCGGAGCCGCCGUCGUGCGCGGGAUGAAGCGCUGACCCCUGAGGAGGAGGAGAAAAGACGUGUGAGACGAGAGAGAAAUAAACAGGCCGCCGCUAAGUGUAGGAACCGGCGGCGUGAGCUCACAGACAGGUUACAGUCGGAGACAGACAUUUUGGAGGAGGAGAAGGCCGAGCUAGAGGCGGAAAUAUCCGAGCUGCAGAAGGAGAAGGAGCGUCUGGAGUUCGUCCUGGUCGCACACCAACCCGGUUGCAAAAUGCCCUAUCAGGACCAGCCCCCCGCUCCGCUGCCGCAGACAUCCCCACAGGGGCCUUCUGUCUCCGUGGUGGGUUUGACUGUGAAGGAGGACUCUUUCUACCUGCCGCCCGCCUACUCGUCCCACCACCACCACCACCACCAGCACCAGCACCAACAACAACACCACCACCAACAGCAACAACAACACAUCCCGGUUCCACAGCCCACGCAGACACAGCCGGCCCCAGCACAACAGCAGCCAGGGAUGAUGCAGGAGGUAGCCUUUUCUAGUUCUUUCUAUGGGCAGGGCCAGCCGGCGCCGGACGGUGGCGGUAACCCUGACGCCUGCAGCUACAUCCCUUCAUACACAUCUUCAUUUGUGUUCACCUACCCAGAGGGAGCCUGCGGGGCCAGCGCUAACCAGCGAACCAGCAGCAGCGAUCAGUCGUCUGAUUCCCUGAACUCACCCUCGCUUCUUGCACUCUGAGAGCUCUGCAUCUCUCUACCUCUGCUUGCCUAUCGACAACACCACAUAUGUGCAUUCACAUUCAAACGUCCGCCAUUACGCCUCUCAGACAUCGUAUUGAUCCUUUACAGUUAAGCCCUGCGAGGCCCAGAUGCGUUAGUGUCUGAGUGACUUCAUCAGAUAAUGUAAGUGUAUAUUAAUUCACAAUGAAUUCAGGCUUAAUAUCAAGAUGAGUCAGUAGCCCACACACACACUUAAUUUGUCAUAGACAUUUAAAUCCGUUUGACACAUAUCAAUGCAAGCACAUCUUUUAUCUUUUUCUCGCUCCAGCUUACAUUGGUGCACCAUCUCCGUCCUUCUCUCUCUUCACGCCUGAUGCCUGCUGUGUAUUU
Rhinichthys klamathensis goyatoka is the source of this 2036-nucleotide messenger RNA. It is a transcript of the gene fosb, whose product is annotated as FBJ murine osteosarcoma viral oncogene homolog B. NCBI's taxonomy places the organism in Eukaryota, Metazoa, Chordata, Actinopteri, Cypriniformes, Leuciscidae. Gene Ontology annotation, cellular component: nucleus. The record is from RefSeq and is a predicted model, not a curated record. Gene Ontology annotation, molecular function: RNA polymerase II cis-regulatory region sequence-specific DNA binding; DNA-binding transcription factor activity, RNA polymerase II-specific. The coding region runs from base 385 to 1665 and encodes 426 amino acids. Gene Ontology annotation, biological process: regulation of transcription by RNA polymerase II. The transcript is spliced from 5 exons.